Ilex paraguariensis (yerba mate) is the source of this 1752-nucleotide messenger RNA. Lineage: Eukaryota; Viridiplantae; Streptophyta; Magnoliopsida; Aquifoliales; Aquifoliaceae. The record is from the annotation of a GenBank genome assembly.
AUGCAAGAGGACCAGGGAGCACCACCUGAAGAGGAUGGCCAUUCUGUAGUUAUUCCUAAUCAUCUGCAAGCCCAGAUCGCAAACUGCUCACACUUGAGCUUUGGUAGCUUUGGAUCUGGCAUUGGUACUGCCUUUUCCGGGCCUUUUGCAUCUAGGCCGUUGAAAACUAACUUGGAUGAGGCACCUACAGAUGCAGAUGCUUCAUCAGCGGGGCAGUCGAACACAAGAAAUUCCGAGUACUAUGGGGAUGAUUCUGUCAUAACUGCCUCAGAUGGUGAUUUAGUUCUUAGACCCACUGCAAAUUCUGGGAGUUAUGAUUCACCUGCUGCUUCACAACCAGAAGUGUUUAAGCAUGAAAACCCAGAAGUGGCACAUGGAAAUCAAUACAACUUUCCCUCAUCUACACCAGAUUAUGCUUUUGAAAAUGUCCAAGAAUUGAACAAUGCACUCAGUCAAUCUCAAGCAAACUCUCAGAUGCAAAAUCUUGCUUCCUUCUCAAGUGUAAUGCCAGAAUACACCAAUUCGUUACCAAGUGCUUUGUUGGCAGCAAAUGUUCAGUCUGUGAGAGAUUCUGAUCUUUCUUACUCACCUUUUCCUAUCACACAAUCAACAGCUACAAAAUAUGGAAACACUGUGUCUUCCAUUGGCAGUUCAACUAUUGCUGGUCCAGAGGCUUUGAAGAUGGUUGGUUUUUCAUCAACACAGCCUACUCCACAGACUGUGUCUGGAACCAGCAUUGCUACAGGACCCGCCUUUCCUCAGCAACUUGGUGUGCACCCAUAUUCCCAACCUACUCUUCCUUUGGGACCUUUUGCAAAUAUGAUUGGAUACCCUUUUCUGCCUCAGAGCUAUGCAUAUAUGCCAUCCGCAUUCCAGCAAGCAUUUGCUGGUAACAGCACGUACCAUCAAUCUUUGGCAGCAGUGCUCCCUCAAUAUAAAAGCAGUGUUUCUGUCAGCAGCUUGCCCCAGUCUGCUGCUAUUGCAUCUGGGUAUGGUGGCUUUGGGAGUUCAAACACCAUCCCUGGAAGCUUUCCAAUUAAUCCACCUGCGGCCCCUGCAGGCACGACCAUAGGCUAUGAUGAUGUUAUGAGUUCUCAGUACAAGGACAACACUAAUUUGAUGUCUCUUCAGCAGAAUGAAAACUCCCCUAUGUGGCUACAUGGGCCUGGUUCCAGAACAAUGUCAGCUGUUCCAGCCAGCACCUAUUACGGUUUCCAGGGGCAGAGUCAGCAGCCUGGUGGAUUUCGGCAGGGUCAGCAACCUUCACAGAAUUAUGGAAGUCUCGGCUACACCAAUUUCUACCAUUCUCAGCCUGGAAUCUCACUGGAACACCAGCAGCAAAACCCUAGAGAUGGGUCCUUCAGUGGUUCUCAGGGCCAACCUAAGCAAUCCCAACAGAUAUGGCAAAACAGCUACUAAUGACACCCUGGUUUUUCUGAGUCUUGUGAUGAGUUCGAAAGUGGCCAACCAAGGUACUCUCGCAGUUGAAUAAUCUAAAUCCAUGAUGUUCCCAAGAGUACUUGACUGGCUGCUGCCCUGUAUCGGGUAUUUUAUGUGUUUAUUGUUGGCUAAUGUAAGGUAGGAACGCUCGUGCUAAUUAAUUUGGAUUAGUGAACAUUGGUAUUUAUGCGUAUUUUUUUUCGCUGCUUAGUUUUCCACGUUUACCUUUUUUCACCUUGUAAUGAGAAGCUGUGUUCGCAAGUCCUUUGUAAUUUUGAUGUUACUGUGAAAUUAAUGCUAAAGUUACCAUUU